UAGGACGUCCAGAAGAGGGCAAGUGACGGUUCAUCCCUGUCUUCCACAUUGACCAAUUGACAUUAUUUUACGACAAUUGAUACAGUUACCUAAUCGAUAGCUAUUAUGUGGCGGCUAAAAAGCAAUCUUCGGGCUCUUCUUCACCCACCCCCGAAUCUACGACAUAUGAUUCACUUCGGUAAAAGAUUAGAACCUUAUAUGGAUAAUAGUCAAGAAAGCUAAGUGAACAAUGAAGAGAAAAAGUACAGAAAACUUGAAGAUGUUCGGCUUCUCUUGGAAAGUUGUAUUUUUGUUUUUACUGGGAGUUUCAUUUUGCUCGAUAGCCUCCUGCACUACAAAUACGAGCAGGUCUAUGAGAGCUCUCAAGGGACGACUUCGAACAUCUUAUGCUUCGUGGCGCAUUGUGUUAUGCUUGACGCAAUCACAAAGCUCUUUUAAGACAGAUAUUCAAAAGGCAUGGGAAAAAGCAAGGCUAGAGUCAUCUCAUGCGGAUAUGAAUGUGUCCUAUAUAGAGGCACCACCAAAGAUAGAUUCACUGUCAUAUCCUCUAUCGUUACUGAAUAAAUUCUGUACUGAAAUUAAAAGUGGAAAGACAGUGUUGAGUCUCAUUAUCGGAGGAGGAUCAGCAGCCAGAUUUCUUGUGACAGCUGCAGCUGCUUUAAAUCUUCCAGCACUAUGGCUACCGUUUACACAUGAAGAUUUUCUUCGUCAGGGAAAUCUUGGGCAAUUUGAAAGUCGCAUAGGCUCGAGUACAAAAGAAGUAGGGGCAGCUGCAGCUGCUUUAAUGCAUAGGGCAAACUGGCAUGCAUUUACUCUUCUCAUUGAUACCACUUUACUCCCAGUUGCUCAUCUUUUACAAUCUAAUCAGCCUACCUUAACACCGAGAACAAUCAUAUACCUUCCAACAAAUGACAAGACCUUAAGAAUGAGACUCAGACGAGUAGCAGAAGAAGGAGGAAGUGGUGGAGUCAUAGUGAUGGCUUGUGAUUUGAAUAAUGCACGAAGGAUAAUUGCUGCUGCUGGUAAAUUUGAAAUGCUCGCGGGAAGAUUUUUAUGGCUCUGGCUAGACCUUAAGGCAGAAUUAAGACCUAAUGAACCAAAUAUAAUCAGUUCGCAUAUUAUACACAGUUCGAGAGCAUCGAUUGCUACAAUUGAAAAUCCUGUGCCAAUAGAAAACAUAAAUCAAAACGCGAACCUUAUAUCUGAAAACCAAUUAACGUUACAUGCUUUACCAAGUUUAGCUAACGAUAUACAUCGAUUACAAGAAUACAGAUGGCAGAAUGAAAAAACUGUAGUUAACAAGGAAGAUAAAAGUUUUAGUUUCGACGACGAUGAAGAGUUUGUAAUGACGGAUAAAGAAUUAAAUUCGAAAGAUUUUAUGCCAGUCGGUAUGCUUGCAUUGAGACCUUCUGGCCUAAAGUUAAUGGGUAGUGAUACGAUACUAUCCAGAAUGAUAAGAGAAACAUCCCAGGCUUUGGAUGAAACUUUUGUAGAAGUAAAAGCUAAGUUAAAUCGUCUAGGAGAGUCACAACUUGAAGAAAACUUUAUACCAGAAUGUUUUCCAGAAAGAAGGACAAAAUUUUUAACAAGUGAAAUGAGAAGUAAUGUUUCCAAGAUCUUGACUCAGAAAUUGAGGAACUCUGUAGGUCAAAUUUCCAAAGACAAAGCUAAAUUCCAAUUAUUGAAUUUGCAAGCAAUAAGGUUCCCUGGAAAUAAGACGCAAUUGAGAUGGACCAAAGUGGGGACCGUUAAAGGUGGAAAAGAGGUUCAUCUCGAUACCAUCAUCUGGCCCGGAGGUGGAAUUGUACCCGCGUACCUUGAACAAGGCGGUGAAAAAAUUGGCAUGCCCAUGUACCGUGUCGUGACGGCACUUGCAUCACCGUUCACUACGGUAACGAACCUGCAAGAAGGUCUUUGUCUCAGAGGAAUAUUUUGUCGCCAAGGAAAUAUCGUGAUGUGUUGUUACGGUUUAAGUAUAGACUUGAUGUCCUUGGUAUCACGUGAAUUAGGAUUUCGAUACGACUUAUAUCUAGUGAAAGACGGUCUAUUCGGAAAAAGAAACGGUAGAAGUGGUCCAUGGAAUGGUAUUAUGGGAGAAUUGGUUUCUGGUCGAGCGCAACUGGCGUUCGCGCCUUUAAGCGUGUCUGCUCAUAGAGCCGCAGUAGUUGACUUCACGACACCGUACUUCUUCAGCGGAGUAAGCUUUCUCACGGCGCCAAAGCUGAAAUCCGAAAUAUCACUAUUUGCAUUUCUUUUUCCAUUCAGUACGGAACUAUGGAUUGCUGUUUUCACAUUUCUAAACUUUACUGCCAUAGCAGUAGCGUUGUAUGAAUGGUUCAGCCCCUUCGGUUUGAAUCCCUGGGGCAGACAACGAAGCAAGAAUUUUUCAAUUGCCUCUGCUUUAUGGGUAAUGUGGGGUCUUCUGUGCGGGCAUCUGGUUGCCUUCAAAGCUCCAAAAUCUUGGCCUAACAAGUUUCUAAUCAACAUUUGGGGAGGUUUUUCUGUUAUUUUCGUGGCUUCUUAUACAGCCAAUAUAGCUGCCCUGAUCGCGGGCCUUUUUUUUCAUUCAGCAGUAAGCAAUUAUGACGAUAAAAGCUUACUGCUGCAGAAAGUCGGCGCGCCGAGAGCAUCUGCGGCCGACUAUUAUGUACAAAAAGCAAGCCCACAAUUGUGGUCGCACAUGGCACGAUAUUCGUUAGCAAAUGUCGCUGAAGGUGUAGAAAGACUAAGAAAUGGUAGUUUAGAUAUUCUUAUAGCAGACACUCCUAUUUUGGACUACUAUCGAGCAAUAGACGACGGCUGCCGUUUACAAAAAAUCGGAGACACUAUAAACGAGGACAUGUACGCUGUUGCGCUUACAAAAGGCCAUCCUUUGAAAGAAAGUAUAUCCAAAGUGAUAGCGAAUUAUACGAGUACCGGUUUACUCGAUAUUUUACAAGAAAAAUGGUAUGGUGGUUUACCAUGUAUUCGAGGAAGAGAAGAUAUGGAUACGGGUCUUCAACACGAACAAGGUGGACAACCCAGACCUUUGGGUGUGGCGUCUGUAGCCGGUGUAUUUUGUUUACUUGGAAUGGGUGUUGUACUUGGUACAAUUAUACUAGCUGGAGAACACCUGUUUUACAAAUACACCUUGCCUAGAUUAAGACACAGGCCAGAAGACUCUAUAUGGCGCAGCCGUAAUGUCAUGUUUUUCUCGCAAAAACUGUACAGAUUCAUCAAUUGUGUGGAACUGGUAUCGCCGCAUCAUGCUGCGAGGGAAUUAGUUCACACAGUACGACAAGGACAAAUUGCUUCCCUGUUCCAAAAAAGCGUUAAACGAAAGGAACACGAACAGCGCCAGAGACGCAAAAGUAAAGCUCAAUUCUUCGAGAUGAUUCAGGAAAUUCGAAGAGUCCAACAAGAAGAGAAGAUCGAGACAGUGGCGGAGGAGCAUGAGAAAUUAUCGACAUUUAAGAAAGAUGAAAACACAAUCAAAGGACGCGAAAGGAGUAGAAGUAAAAGCCCUUUGAUGCCUCGAAGCCCAAAAAGGUCUGAGAAAAGUAGAAGUUCAACUAAUCUGUCGGGCUCUAGGCUCGGAUUAUCCCCUAUAAAUUUGGAAACCCCAAUGAAACCGAGAGAAUUCACACUAAGCAGCACUAAUCUCAGGGCUAGAAGUCCACUGGAAACCGUUGGACGGCGAUUGAGUCACGGUGAUGGUGGCUCACCACCUCCACGUCUUGGUUCGCACUUUGGAGGUAGUGCAACGUUACGACCUUUGGCUCCGACUAGGAGCGACUCGACCGGAACUACCACGAUUAAGAGUGAAACCGGUGGAGCUGGUGCGCCAACACCGAGAUACUCUCGAAGUCCAGCAAAACGAGGACAAUCUUUCCCAGUAUUCGCUACUUUAAGACCACCCCAUUCGUCUAGCUAUCAAAUGUCUAAGAGUCCCUUGUUAUCCCCGAAUAACGAAUUAACGUCAACCGUCGGACGAAAGCCGUCUCGUGAAUGGGGCUCCGGAACCGUCGAUCUCAGCAGAUCCACCGAAGCCGUCGGAGGCGGUUCGUCGUACACUUUAAACCAAGAAAUGACAUUGUCUUUGGAACGGCCAUCGCACGAGAAAAUUAAAGACGACGCGUUGCCGUUAAAGAAGCCUAUACGACGCGCUAGAAGUCACGAAAACAGAGACAGUGGUAAACUGAUGGCCGAUUUACCAUCGCCAAGAUUAACCGCGCAACCGGUGGUGGGAGGCCGAUCGGUAAGCGAACGAACCAAAAAACAAUUAGAAUCUGAAUUGAAAGCUAUUUUAAGUGCCAGGGCUCAUCAUCGCGACUUACAUCCUCCUUGAUAGAUCGACGCGCCGCUUUAAGAGUUCUUGAAAGCAACAGAACUUCGAGGAUCGUUGCCUCUGAGGGGCUUUGAUUGAUUUAAGCAAUAUCAGAUUUAUAGGUCAAUUUGUAGAAGAAUCCGACAAUUUAACAAAAGCCAAAAACAAAAAAAAAAAAAUGUUUAAAACAUAGGCAAUCUGCGGGGGUCGUGUAAUAACGAGAGAGAGAUUUACGAAGAACGAAGAAUCUCUUUGUCUAUUCACGUUGUUGCGUACAUUGAUAAUAUAAUAGGAUAUGUUGAUUAAAGAAAAAAGUGCUAUAAACUUUAGUAGAAAUGUCUUAACGAGUAGCGAACUUGAACGAAUACUAAAAUAUUUUCUUGUUGGCAUUUUAACUCUACAUUAACCGUCAGCCUGGGUGAGUCUCUCUUGAUUGUAAUGGUGUUUAAUAUUAUGCACUGCCGUGUUUCUCAACUUCAUUUCAAUUAUCUAUUAACAUAUUCCAUAAACUUUAUAUUGAUAUGCCUUUUAACUUUAUUUAAAAAUCAAGGUAAUUGCACGUAAUACUGGACCUCGCGCAUUCACCAAUAGAGGCUUUCCAUUUUAUCUUGAUCUCGAAAAUUGUCCGCCAUCGAUUCCUACGUAUUCAUCCUUCGACCAACCACUGAAUCUUUGCGUCUAAGGCGGGAUUUCUUAGGUUUAAACCUUACCGAAAAAUUUACUAGUAGAUUCAGGAUGAAACGCAUACAGGAGAUUCGACAAUUCUAUUGAUAGGACAAAGAUAAAUGUUUAAUAAACCGCUGGUCUACAGAAUUUUGUUGAAACGGAUAGCGUACUGCCAUUUUAAUCGUGAUCAUGGAGGGAGAGACUCGCUCAAAGGACUCUCGGCGUAGAAUGACCACUUACUACGAAGAUACACAUAAUCUCGUAACUAUCGCGCUCAUUUUGAAGAAAAAAAUGUUACAGGCGGAUGAAAUUUUAAUCGACCGAGUCAUUUUUGUACCGACCACAGGGAACUCGUAAUCAGCAAACAUGCAAGCUCAUAGCGAUUCAUUAUUCAUGACUUCACUGCGUGAUUAUCACGAUUAUUAUUCCGAAAAUAAUCUUAGAUUACAUGGUAAUCGUAUGUUUGCUGUAUCCACACGAAAGCGUACCCUUUGUCGGUUUGUUAGACUGAUAGGUGAGAAGUUUAUUCAGGAAUUGCACGCGAGACAUCGUCGGAAUUGAAAACUACUGUUAUCGAUUGAUGUUCGUAUCCUGGUUCUGUUUCUCCUAUAACGACGAAAUCCUUUCAAUCGAACGAAAGUGAUUUAUCUCUCGUUUAAUCCUGCUAUCAAACUUAGACUGUAGUGUGAAUGUGUGGGACUAAAUUAAUUUUAAAUAAUUCAUGAGCGAGGCCUUAGGAGUAGUCGAUCCGCCCAAUUCUUUACUUGAAUAGCAUUAUUGUAUUCUGAACAAUUCACUAUAUUACAAUUACAUAGAGAUAGUUAUUUAGUUUCUCGCUAGACUGCUGUAUUCGGACUUAUAAUUAAAUUGCUGAAAGUGUUAAGGAGUAGACUCUCGUGAAUGUAUGUUGUGUGAAUUUCAUUGAACGUCGGAACUUCACGUUUCAAUUUCUACAGCGAACAAGUGUUUCCUUUAGCAAUUGCGUGCACUUUUCAGUUUCAAUUUUACUGCAUGAUAACACAUGACUGCUACCGAUGAAAGUGUCCUGGAUAAUUGCAUUAAUUAGUCCGUUUUCAUUUGAAUCAUUUGCAUCAUCAACGCAUACGUAUGCGCCUACAUUAUUAUCUCUCAAAUUUUUCAGAGUACCUUACAUCUGACUCAUCGAUUGCGAGUUACAAAUGACAAACGUGUCGAUGUUUUUUCUGUGUCUUUUUCGGUUGGAAAAAUGUUUAAUUUGCGUAAAAAUUGAUUGCAAUUUAUUCAGGAAGUAAUCAAAAUACAAAUAUAGGGGGCCAGUUUAGAGUCACCCAAGCCUAAAUAAAUCAAAGAUAGACUUAUUAAAUUAAUUAUAGCUGUAAUUCUCGAUAAGUGGGUUCUACCAAUAAUUUAGUUCAGUAGUGAUCAUACGUUCUCUUUAUGAUUUGUUCCAGCGUGUAUAAUACAAAUCUGUAUCCUGAAACUCCUUGUACAUACAUGUCUUCUACUAGAUACCUGAAGAGACAUUAUUGCACUGAAUUAAAGGUUGAGCCCCCUACUUCAUUGUGCGCCAACAAGAACCUAUACAGUUGGAACAUUUAUAUGGAAAGAUUAGAGCAAAAAUAUGCAACCUCUUAUAAUUUUAUUUGUGCUAACAAAUAAAGAAAAACAAACAAGUAAUUCAAAAAUUAUUGCACAAAAUUAUCUUGUUAGUAAUAAUUAUUCUUAAUGCUUAAAAGUAUAAA
Messenger RNA from Colletes gigas, 6693 nucleotides. RefSeq lists its product as uncharacterized. The record is from RefSeq and is a predicted model, not a curated record. Gene Ontology annotation, biological process: monoatomic ion transport; synaptic transmission, glutamatergic; modulation of chemical synaptic transmission. Gene Ontology annotation, molecular function: transmitter-gated monoatomic ion channel activity involved in regulation of postsynaptic membrane potential; NMDA glutamate receptor activity. NCBI's taxonomy places the organism in Eukaryota, Metazoa, Arthropoda, Insecta, Hymenoptera, Colletidae. The transcript is spliced from 8 exons. The coding region runs from base 230 to 4327 and encodes 1365 amino acids. Gene Ontology annotation, cellular component: postsynaptic membrane; plasma membrane.